Merops nubicus (carmine bee-eater) is the source of this 397-nucleotide messenger RNA. RefSeq names its product cytoglobin (gene CYGB). Gene Ontology annotation, biological process: oxygen transport. Lineage: Eukaryota; Metazoa; Chordata; Aves; Coraciiformes; Meropidae. The transcript has 2 exons. Gene Ontology annotation, molecular function: heme binding; oxygen binding; iron ion binding. The annotation marks the transcript as partial. The record is from RefSeq and is a predicted model, not a curated record.
GUUUUUUGUCAACUUCCCCUCGGCCAAGCAGUACUUCAGCCAGUUCAAGCACAUGGAGGACCCCUUGGAGAUGGAGAGGAGCUUGCAACUGCGUAAGCACGCUCGGCGGGUCAUGGGUGCUAUUAACACUGUGGUGGAGAACCUCAAUGACUCCGAAAAGGUCUCCUCUGUUCUGGCCCUGGUGGGCAAGGCCCAUGCCCUCAAGCACAAAGUGGAGCCCAUCUACUUUAAGAAACUCACUGGUGUCAUGCUGGAGGUCAUCGCUGAGGCCUAUGCCAACGACUUCACCCCGGAGGCCCACGGCGCCUGGGCCAAGAUGAGGACCCUCAUCUACACCCACGUGACGGCGGCCUACAAGGAGGUGGGCUGGGCUCAGUACCCCACCGCCCCCCUGUGA